Molecule: messenger RNA, 1272 nt
Organism: Paramacrobiotus metropolitanus
Lineage: Eukaryota; Metazoa; Tardigrada; Eutardigrada; Parachela; Macrobiotidae
Exons: 4
Coding region: 269-1216 (315 amino acids)
Source: RefSeq, a predicted model, not a curated record
GAGCGCAGCUGCACGCGGCCACAUCAGUCUGCAACUAACAGUAAAAUUAAUAUAGUCGCCUUCAAUUUCACGCUGCAUACUGCAGAAUCCCAUAAUGAUUAUCCGAUUAUUAAUUCCUAAUUACUUCCAGCGUGUUUCUUUGGGGAAUUCCUAUCCAACGAUAUCGAGUGAAGUGUGAUUGUUCUGUUCUAGCCGUGAACCUGUGGCACCUGUGUUGUAACCUCCUUGUUUUUAAUUUUUAUUGCAAUUGCUGUCCAAUCGUGGGAUAAUGGGUCAUCCUCUCAUCGUUGUUGCCGUGGCUGUCGGCUUGGCCAGCUGGUUCCCUGGCAGCCUCCAGUGUUCCCAGCAGGGCGUCAGCGUGGAUACCAUCAACCGGAUUCUGGACCAGGCUAAGGAACGCAACGCGUCCGGCACCAUGCAUCUGCAGGGGCACGGGCGUGGCCUCCCUACCCGCGACUUUCCCCUAGCGGCAUGGCCGCCCAACACCCAGGUCAUCCGCGCGCCGGAAGGCGGCCGACUGCUCAUUCCCUGCAACAACACCAACAACACGCAGGUGUCCCACCUGACGAUUCCGCCGGCGUUCUCCUACAACGGACAGCAGGUGAACUUCUCCGAUGCACCAACCAGCCGACCCGAGGUCCCGGCCACGAAUUACUGCUGUAACCGUACCGGUCCGGACGACAGCGUGGUGUGGAAGAAGAUGCGGGCGCUCGGGUACGAUGCGGCCAGCGGUGCGUUCAUCCUGGCACUGGAGGACUUCACGUACGCCCACACCGGCUUGUACGAGUGCCUGCACUCCGACGGCCGCCAGCUGGUGGUGACGCAGCGCUACUGGAUCAGCGCCAGCCUCUUCCGCGACCAGGUCUUCCAGCCACCCAUGCAGAACCUGACGAUCCGCUACGGCGACCCCGCGGCCCUGGAGUGCGCCGUCAGCUUCAACUUCCUGCCCGGACGCCUGACCGACCGCUUCCUGUGGCGCCGCGGCCGCUACCUGCUCAUGGCCGCCGGCAUCCCGGCCGUGGCCGACCAGAUUGCCUCGUGGUGGGGCUAUGACGGGCGCGUGGAGGUGGGCAUCAGUGAACAGCGGCAGUGCCAUUCCACCUUGAAGAUCGACAGGGUGACGUGGCGGGAUGCCGGUCGGUACGAGUGCUGGUUCCGCAUCGACGAUCGUCUGGACGAAUGGAUCAUGCAGGAAGCACACCUGCACGUCAUCUAAUCACAGCCACUAUUUGGUUAAUUAUUCACGGUUCGGCGUCUGUCUGUAUAUGUACG